CUGCAUUUUCCGAGAAGUGCCUUUACUCAACUCCGUCACCUAGAUCACGCAGCGGCUUCAAUCAGCGCCAUGCAGCCGAGCGGCCGCGAGAUGGCCGGCGGCGAGGGCGGGCCGCAGCAGGCCGACGACUUCUUCGACCAGAUGCUCUCGACGCUGCCGUCGGCGUGGGCGGACCUGGGUGGCGGGGGCACCAAGUCGCCCUGGGAGCUCCCCGCGGGCGCCGAGGACGCCGCCGUGCAGGCCGCCUUCGGCGACGAUUCGUCGGCGCUGCUCGUGUCGCGCCUCCGGCAGCACCAGAUCGGCGGGGACGUCAAGUCGCCGUCGUCCUCCUCCCCGGUCAUGCUGCAGCUCAGCGACCUGCACCGCCACGGCGGCGGCCUGGCGGGCGCCGGGGCCGAGGAGAGCGCCGGGUUCUCCCCGCUGCCGCUGUUCACGGACCGGUCGGCGCCGGCGCGGGAGGAGAUGGAGGGCGGCUUCAAGUCGCCCAACCCCGCCGGAGGUGACCACUCCCUGUUCAACGGGUUCGGGAUGCACGGCACGGCCGCCGUGCAGCCACAAUUUGGCCAGGGAGGAUCGGUGUCGCCUCAGAGCCUGGGAGGACCGGCGGUGAGCGGCGGCGCGACAACACCCGCUGGCGGCGCAGCUUCGUCGGCCGGCGGCGGCGCGGCACCGCCGCGGCAGGUGCGGCAGCGGGCGAGGAGAGGGCAAGCCACCGACCCCCACAGCAUAGCGGAACGUCUCCGGAGGGAGAGGAUCGCGGAGCGGAUGAAGUCGCUGCAGGAGCUGGUUCCGAACGCCAACAAGACGGACAAGGCGUCGAUGCUGGACGAGAUCAUCGACUACGUCAAGUUCCUGCAGCUCCAAGUCAAGGUUCUGAGCAUGAGCCGGCUGGGCGGCGCGGCCGGCAGGGCGCCCCUGGUUGCAAGCAUGUCCUCGGAGGGCAAUAGCAACGGAAGCGGCAGCAACAGCGGCGGCGGCGCAAAGGGCAGCGCUGCCACCAAGGCCAAUGGCAGUGGCGGCGGCGAGAACGGCGGCGGGUUGCGUGUGGCGGAGAACCAGGUGGCGAAGAUGAUGGAGGAGGACAUGGGCACGGCCAUGCAGUACCUGCAGGGCAAGGGCCUGUGCCUGAUGCCCAUCUCCCUGGCGUCCGCCAUCUCCUCCGCCACCUCCUCCGCGUCGCUCCUCUCCCGCCCGCCGCCGGUCCUCCGCCACCCCGCCGCCGCCAGCCCCGCCCCUCCUCCCGGCCAGCUGCACGAUGCCAGCAACGGUGGCGCCACCGCCAACGCGGCGACGUCCCCGGCGUCCGCUAGCAGCGCCGGAGGCGGCGGCGAGGAUCCCCGACCCACCAAGGACGUCGUCUGUGGCGGCGGUAAUAAGCAGUAGUGACUGUGGGGGGAUCGUCGGAGGAUGGCCGGGCGACAAGCCGACAACUGUGCUGCUGUAUCAAACAAAGGGUGUGUAACUAGGAUCAUGUGACGUCGUACAUCCUGUCAUGACAUCAUGUACCUUCGUUUUCCUCCAAUAUAUUUCCCAUUGCCCUUUUCUC
Messenger RNA from Panicum virgatum (switchgrass), 1546 nucleotides. Its product is annotated as bHLH transcription factor RHL1-like. Gene Ontology annotation, molecular function: DNA-binding transcription factor activity, RNA polymerase II-specific; protein dimerization activity; RNA polymerase II cis-regulatory region sequence-specific DNA binding. The record is from RefSeq and is a predicted model, not a curated record. Gene Ontology annotation, biological process: regulation of transcription by RNA polymerase II. The transcript has 7 exons. Gene Ontology annotation, cellular component: nucleus. Bases 70 to 1383 code for a protein of 437 amino acids. NCBI's taxonomy places the organism in Eukaryota, Viridiplantae, Streptophyta, Magnoliopsida, Poales, Poaceae.